Molecule: messenger RNA, 6164 nt
Organism: Aspergillus sclerotioniger CBS 115572
Lineage: Eukaryota; Fungi; Ascomycota; Eurotiomycetes; Eurotiales; Aspergillaceae
Product: type I polyketide synthase
Exons: 6
Coding region: 1-5973 (1990 amino acids)
Biological process (GO): secondary metabolite biosynthetic process; fatty acid biosynthetic process
Molecular function (GO): 3-oxoacyl-[acyl-carrier-protein] synthase activity; phosphopantetheine binding; fatty acid synthase activity
Source: RefSeq, a predicted model, not a curated record
AUGGAAAUCUUUGUCUUCGGAGAUCAAUCAACCGAUUCCUUCUCGUCCCUUCGCAGCCGCGAUGCUCUGGCGCGGCCCAUUGCGCAGGAUUUCCUGGUCCAAGUCAAUGCCGCCUUGCGUCGGGAAAUCGGCCGGCUGUCCUCGUGGGACCGGCAGCGAGUGCCAGCCCUGGGGAUGCAGGCCAAUGCCCUGCAGGACUGGCUGCCACGGGCUACCACCGAUCCGGUCCUGCGUCCGGUGCUGACGGUGGCAGCCCAAAUCGUCGAGUUUAUCUGCCCGACCCAUCGAAUAACCCUGGGCUCCUGUACUGGUCUUCUCGUUGGGGCAGCCACUGCCACUACUGCGUCCUGGUCCCUGACAAGGUGGCUUCCGUUGGCGGUGCAUAUCGUGGUCAUUGCAUUCCGACUUGGCCUUCACACCGCCGCUGUUGGGGAGACCCUCACAGGCACCGAUGCCGGGGGCCCGCAAAAAAGCUGGUCCAGCGUCGUCCAGGCAACCUUGGAUCCACCGGUGCUGGCCGAUUAUCACACGGCCGCCCCAUCCACAAGUACUGACCUUGAGAAGAAUGUCCCUAUACCACUCCAGGCCUAUAUCAGUGCGAGAGCUCCCCUGUCAACCACAAUCUCGGGCCCGCCAGCAAUAUUACAAGGGCUUUUCUCCUCCCCGGGAUUCCAUGCCACGGGAUGCUCCCCUCGACCCCUCCCGAUCUUCGCCCCCUAUCAUGGCCCUCAUCUGCAUCAGGAUGCGGAUCUGGAUUGGAUCACUGCCUUGGAUGAGCACGCGGGAAGACAAACAGUUGGCAGUUAUACCCCAUCAGGGACCCUUAUUUCCAGCCGCAAUGCAAGCCCAUUCAAAAACAAGGAUAUGGCCGGGCUCCUACGCGAAGUCGUUCAGGAGAUACUGAGCGACACCCUGCGAUGGGACUUCGUCACUUGGCAGAUGGUCAAGAUGGUGCCGAUAGACGCUCGUGUCGGGAUCACCGUUUUCGGUGCCUCCCCCCUUGGAGAGAGUAUAGCAUCCAGCCUGCGAGCUACCGGGAAGCGCAGGGUGUCACUGGACCCGGCCAUGCAUAUCCCUUCUGUUCAAGAGCGCCCGUCCCCAAUGCAGAAGAUAGCUAUUGUGGGAAUGUCUGGUCGGUUCCCUGACGCAGACACGAUCGGUGAGCUCUGGGACAUUCUAUUUCAGGGGCUGGACGUCUAUACGACCGUGCCCAGCGAUCGCUUCGACAUCUCCACCCACGUCGAUCCUACCGGCAAGAAGGAGAAUACCAGCACCACCCCGUAUGGAUGCUUUGUCAAGAACCCCGGGCUUUUCGACCCAUCAUUCUUCUCCAUGUCACCACGAGAGGCUCUGGUCACGGAUCCCAUGCAGCGCCUGGCUCUAAUGACUGCCUACGAGGCGUUGGAGAUGUCUGGAUUUGUUGCCAACCGGACCCCGUCGUCCAUGCUGGAUCGUGUGGGCACAUUCUACGGUCAAGCUCUCGAUGACUACCGAGAGGUCAAUGCAGCGCAGAACAUUGAUCCGUUUUAUGUAACCGGUGGUGUUCGUCCGUUUGGUCCGGGCCGGAUCCAUUACCAUUAUAAAUUCACAGGCCCCAGCUACUCCAUCGACACGGCGUGCUCCUCAAGCCUGGCUGCCAUUCAUCUGGCUUGCAGCUCAUUGCGGAGCAAGGAAUGUGACAUGGCCGUCGCCGGUGGGACCAACAUCAUCACCGGGUCGGACAUGUACGCCGGCUUGAGUCGAGGCCACUUUUUAUCCCCAUCCGGCUCCUGCAAGACCUUGGAUGAAGACGCCGAUGGCUACUGCCGCGCCGAUGCAGUCGGGACUGUUGUCUUGAAGCGUCUGGAAGAUGCCGAGGCCGACAACGACCCUAUCCUGGGUGUGAUUCUGGCGUCGGGGACCAAUCACUCGGCCCUAGCCAGCUCCAUCACGCAGCCCCACGGCCCAACGCAGAGAUUGUUGUACCGGUCGGUUCUCACUGACGCUGGGGUCUCUCCCUCAGCCAUCGACUACGUGGAAAUGCAUGGAACCGGCACCCAAAUUGGGGACAGCACCGAGAUGGGCUCCGUGGCCCAAGUAUUUGGAGACGAAAGCCGUCCCGAGCCCCUUUACGUGGGAUCGAUCAAGGCGAAUGUGGGCCAUGGUGAAUCUGCAGCUGGGGUCACAGCCGUCAUCAAAGGGUUGUUGAUGUUCAGGAAGAACCUCAUUCCACCACAUGUGGGCGUGAAGAACCGGCUCAACCAGAGGUUUCCUCCUCUAGAUGAGAAGCAGAUUCAUAUUCCCGGCCGGAACAUCGCCUUCGCGCCUCGGACGCACCGUCGAAGACGUAUCCUCGUGAAUAACUUUGGUGCUGCGGGUGGAAACACCGCCCUACUUUUGGAGGAACCCCCCGUGAAAACAAACCCACCAUUAACAGGGCACAGGGUGGUUUAUCCGAUUGCGGUCUCAGGCAAAACCCCGACAUCCUUGGUGCGAAACAAGAAACGUCUGGUGGACUUCCUCAGCAGAAACACGGAUACCUCUCUGGCAGACCUCUCCUACACCACGACCAGUCGGCGGCGUCACUACCGCCAUCGAUUUAUUGCAGUCGCAUCGACGGUGGGCGAUGUACAGACGGCAUUGGCAGGACCAGCAGGGGAAUGCCAUGCCGAGGAGCCCACUCUCAUUUUUGCAUUUACCGGCCAAGGGAGUAUCUACACGGGGGUGGCCCAGCAUCUGUUCAAUGCGUGCCGGAGCUUCCGCACCGAUAUCGUCCGCUUUGACUCUCUGGCCCAGGCCCACGGACAGCCCUCAUUCCUCGGCCUCUGGGAUCCUACCGUCAAUAGAGAUACUCUGUCCGCCAUCCAGACACAAGUGGGUCAAGUCUGUAUUCAAAUGGGUCUCUACCACUUGUAUCGGUCCUGGGGGGUGACGCCUCAGGCGGUGAUCGGCCACAGCCUGGGGGAAUACGCGGCGCUCUAUGCGACGGGAGUGCUGUCGGCCAAUGACACCAUCUUCGCCGUGGGUCGGCGUGCAGAGAUCAUGGAGCGAUACUGCACGCCGGGCAGUCAUCGGAUGCUGGGCGUCGGAGCACCCCUCUCAACGGUACAGGAUGUGAUUAAGGGCACCCAAGCGGAGGUGGCCUGCAUCAACGGGCCCAGGAAUGUCGUCCUCGCGGGGCCGGCUGGCGACAUUGAAGCCGCUUCCAGUGUCCUGUCGAACAAAGGCAUCAAGUGCAUCUCGUUGCCAGUUCCGUUCGCCUGCCACUCUGCUCAGCUGGAUCCUGUCAUCGAGCCAUUUGAAAUGGUGGCGGAAAAGCUGGAGUUCCAUGCACCACGUAUUCCGCUUCUCUCCCCUCUGCUUGGUGUUGAAAUUCGAGAGACAGGCGUGUUGAAUGCACGCUAUCUCGCUCGCCAUCUGAGAGAGACGGUCGACUUUGUUACUGCGUUAGAAAGCUCUACACUGGUGACGACGGGUUCCGACGUGCAGUUUGUCGAAUUGGGUCCCCAUCCGUUGUGUUGUUAUAUGAUCCGGAAUGUACUAGGCAAGACGGCCAUUCCAUCAUUGCGAAUGAAUGUCAACUCAUGGAAGGCCGUAUCUGAGAGUGUCGCGUCCCUGUACAUGAAAGGGGUGGACAUCGCCUGGGAGCAGUACAACCGAGAUACUGCUCCCUCGAGCAUCUGUCUCUCCACCCUUCCCGCGUAUGCCUUUGACGAGCGCAACUAUUGGAUCGACUAUCAAAACGAUUGGGCUCUUACCAAAGGGCGUGUUCCCCUUGCGGCCAGUAUACCAUGCGGACCUGCGACAACGUCUGUCCAGCGCCUGGUGCGGGAAGCCUUGGAAGCAGAUCCCCCCAUUGUUGAAUUUGAGUCGGAUUUGAACCACCAGGGGUUUAGCGAGGUCAUUACCGGCCAUGCCAUCAAUCAAGUCGGCCUCUGUCCAGCGUCUCUGUUCGUUGAUAUGGCCUUGACAGCAGGCAAAUACCUUUACGAGCAUACAGUUGCCCGGGAAGGAUUGGAUGUUUUGGGGCUGGAUGUCGCCGACAUGGAGAUGGUAUCGCCCCUAGUUCACCGAGCAGACGCGGAGCAGAGGCCCGGAGUGGUCCGGAUCACCGCAACCUUGAACGAGGACGCCGUUGACGUCCACUUCUCUAAUAGCCGGCAGACCGGGGUGGCAAGGGCUGUGUAUGCUAAAUGUAGGGUUGUCCGGCAAGAUGUCGCCAAGGUCGGUCGACAAUGGCAACGCAACAAGCAUCUCCUCAGCUCGCGGAUUGCCGACCUGCAGUCCAUGUCUCAUGUCCAUCGACUUCAUCGCGGCAUGGUCUAUAAGCUAUUUGGGGCCGUGGUGAACUACUCCGAGCACUUCCACGGCAUUGAUGAAGUCUGGAUGGAAAGCACCCACUACGAGAUUGUUGCCCGGAUCUCGCCCAAGAAUUCUCAAUCGGGUCAAAAUUCCUUCUGCAACCCGUAUUGGAUUGAUAGUGUCCUGCAGCCAGCGGGCUUUGUCUUGAAUGCGAAUGGGACGGUCAACACGAGCAAGGUGGUGUAUAUCUGCAACGGGUGGGAGUCGGUGCAUGUGGCCGCGGAGCUGUCCAGCCAGCACGAAUACACGAUCUAUGUGAAGAUGGAGCCAGGCGAGGGCACCGCCAUGGUUGGCGAUCUAUAUAUUCUUCACAGGCAAGAGAUCAUUGGGGUCGGCCUGGGCAUCAGGUUCCAAGCCCUUCCGAGGCCGUUGCUUCAACUGCUACUCGGACCAUCCCACAGGUCGCCCUAUCCGGAACCGGUCCUUUCAUCUUCAGCACAAGCUUCCAAGUCGAUCUCCCACUCCAGUGAGCACCAAUCCACUCCACCCGCGUCCGAAUGCCAAAGCGUGGCCGAUCAACAUCAUCGGGCGGACCAAAGCACCCCGGAUUUGGUGCGUCGGAUUCUCUGCGAGGAGCUUGGGAUAAGUUCUGCGGAUCUGGAUCCCAAUGCUAUCCUGACAGACCUGGGGGUCGAUUCUUUGAUGUCGCUCACUAUCCUGGGCCGUCUCCGGGAAUUCUGUUCGCUGGAUAUACCGCCGACUUUCCUGGCGGGAAGCCGCACAAUCGCGCAGCUCUUCCAAACCCUAGACGGCCAGUCUGUGCAGAAGACAGCCCCUACAAAACCGCUCACGCAGACGCCAACCACUUCCAAUCCUAGCCAUCGCGCAACAUCCAUCUUGCUGCAAGGGAAAGUUCAUACCACCACACGCCGGCUUUUCCUCUUUCCUGGGGGCUUCGGGAGCUCCGCCACGUUCGCAACCAUGCCAUCCAUCCACCCUUCCCUUGCCGUGUUCGGGCUGAACAGCCCCUUUACUCAUUGCGCAGAGGACUUCACAAUCGGGAUUCCGGAAUUGGCGGCCCUCUACCUGGUGGAAAUCCGACGCCGGCAACCUCACGGUCCGUAUUCCUUCCUCGGCUACUCGGUAGGCGGCAUCAUCGCCUACGAGGCCUGCCGUCAGCUCGUCAUCGAGGGAGAGACGGUCGAUCGACUGUAUCUGGUGGACUCACCGUGCCCCUUGGCCAUCCCUCCGAUGCCUCCGAAAUUGAUCCAAUUCCUGGACUCCAUAGACCGAUUCGGCGGCACGUCCAAGGAAGGCGAGCAUCGGGAGCCCGUAAGGCCGAUGGGGUCCCUUCACAUCACACAGACGCUCGUCAGCCUGGAACCGUAUAUGCCGGCGCCGCUGCCGAUUCAUUCGUGCUCCACACGGACAACAUUGUAUGUCGCUAAACAUGGUGUCAAUCAGCAGUCCGGAGUGCAGGUGCCGGAUUUUUCCGAGCGGGAUCGACGGGUGGUGACAUGGUUGCUGGAGGAUCGGACCGAGUUGGGCGCGAUGGGAGCCGGCUGGGAGACCCUUGUGGAUCCUGCCCGGUUGACGAUUCUGCCAGUCAAUGGGAAUCAUUUCAAUAUGAUGAGAGAGCCCCAUGUACGAGAGUGGGUGGACGAGCUGCGGGCAUCCUACUUCGUUCCAUAACUGUCUUCGCUUGGAUCGGGAAGCUGGGGAGUCCCAUGCUUUGGAAGAGGUGGGGGCUGGCAGGGACCUCUCGAUGACUGAGAACUAUGGCUACUUAUCGCGAUGGCUCAGAUGAAUGGGAUUAUACCUCGGAGUCUCUGGAAGAAUGUCAUCGAUCUUGAUACUAGUAAGUUUCCUGCGCCUCAUCAAGA